AUGCUUCCUGUCAGUUUGAGGUCGGAUGAGCCGUUCAGGUUAGUCGUCAGCAAACGCCUCGGUAGAUUGGACAGCAAAGAACAGUAUGCCUUUCUGUACAGAGAGAAGUAUGUUAAUAAACUGGACGACUACCAGUACGAAGAUCCUUUAGAUAAAUUCGAGCGGCCUCCAUAUGCGGUCAAAUUUCACUCCGACGUUUUAGAAACUAUGCAUGAAUUUGGAAUAAUUGGUCUACAUACGAGUCCCGAUGAUGCCUUCAAAGAAAUCGAUGCUCUGGAUGCCGUGUAUGCUAAAGUGGAACGGAAGUUCAAAACGCCUCACAUCUUAAUCGCUGGAGACCUGAAUGCAGAUUGCUCCUAUUUAAGCCGAACCAAAAUGAAAGAACUCUCCAUUCGCAAUGACACUACAUAUAAAUGGCUGAUAGAUGAUUAUCAAGAUACAACAGUUAGCGGCACCAACUGUGCUUAUGAUCGAGUUGUUGUCCAUGGGCUCCUUGUGUUCGAAAAAGUUGUUGUCCUCAGUUGA
Messenger RNA from Saccostrea echinata, 525 nucleotides. RefSeq names its product deoxyribonuclease-1-like. Bases 1 to 525 code for a protein of 174 amino acids. Gene Ontology annotation, molecular function: DNA nuclease activity. Gene Ontology annotation, cellular component: nucleus. Gene Ontology annotation, biological process: DNA catabolic process. The record is from RefSeq and is a predicted model, not a curated record. The transcript is spliced from 6 exons. NCBI's taxonomy places the organism in Eukaryota, Metazoa, Mollusca, Bivalvia, Ostreida, Ostreidae.